AGAUGACUGUGCAAGUGGCUAAUUUUACAAAGCCUACUUCUGAUCUGACUUCGUAUCGGCAGAUACGGAAUUAUCGGUCACUGUAUCAAGAGCCCUACUCUCACCACCAGAUUCAUUUUGCUGGCAAUUCUUGAAGCAUUUUAAUUUGGCUGAGCUCUCUAGCUUGAAUUCCAAUUUUAAGCCUUACGCAUUUUCGUUCAAAGGGAUCAAGAAGCAGUCCAGGGUCGUCCAAUCUUAGUUUUUAUGUUUCGCAGUUUUAAGUUGCUGUUAUUUGAAAACAGAGAAGGAGGAUGGCGGGAGCAGACAAUGCAGAGGCAAUUAUCAUUAGAAUAGAACACAAAUCUCGCAAGAUCGAAAGCUUACUAAAACAGUAUAAACCAGUAGAGGCUCUUAAAACUUCCCUUGAAGGCUCACCUCCCAAGACUCAAGACGAGCGGUGCAAGUCAGCAAAUUGGAUAGUGGUUCAUAGAGCAAUUAUGGCUAUAAAAGAUGUGGAUGGCAUGUUCUCUUCUUUGGAUCCUGAGUACUAUGAUAUUCUCAUGAAGUACCUUUAUAGGGGUUUGUCUACAGGAGAUCGCCCCACUUGUGAUCAAUGCCUACGGAUACAUGCUAAGCUGACAGAAAGAGCUGGUUUGGGAUGCAUACUCCGCUGCCUUGCAGACACAGUGAAUACGGUUUGAUCUUCAUUACUCCUAAAACAAAUACUUCUAAGGAUUCACCUGUCCAUGUUUUUAUUCAUAAAUGUAUGACCAAGUGUAGGUUAUAGGUUCACCAUUGUAGUUGUGAAAUUUUCACAUGCACUCUGUGCAGAAGCUGUCAAUUUUUUGUUCAAAAUAUUGUUUUCCAUUUGAAAGUUAUGUUUCAUA
Mangifera indica (mango) is the source of this 866-nucleotide messenger RNA. Its product is annotated as actin-related protein 2/3 complex subunit 5A-like. The transcript is spliced from 5 exons. Gene Ontology annotation, molecular function: actin filament binding. Gene Ontology annotation, biological process: Arp2/3 complex-mediated actin nucleation; regulation of actin filament polymerization. Bases 291 to 680 code for a protein of 129 amino acids. Gene Ontology annotation, cellular component: cytoplasm; actin cytoskeleton; Arp2/3 protein complex. NCBI's taxonomy places the organism in Eukaryota, Viridiplantae, Streptophyta, Magnoliopsida, Sapindales, Anacardiaceae. The record is from RefSeq and is a predicted model, not a curated record.